AUGUCAGAAGUCACUGAGGCUCGGCCCAGAGAGAUCAGCCCUGCUCUCGAUUUCUUGGCCGGGACAGUUGCGGGCAUGGCUGCGGUAGUGGUCGGAUACCCAUUUGACACCGUGAAGGUGCGGUUCCAGAACCCGCAGAUAGCAUCCAAAUAUCGCUCGACCGCCCACGCCGUAUUCACGAUUGUGCGCGAAGAACGAAUACGAGGUCUCUACCGUGGCAUGAUUGCACCGCUCGCUGGCGCACCGCCACUAAAUGGACUUGUGUUCUCUACGUACCGGUCAUUACUGCAAGCACAGCUUGGAGAUGAGCCCACUACCCCUACACUCACCCAGAUUAACCUAGCAGGCGCCGGAAGCGGCGUUCUAUCCUCCCUAAUCACCACUCCCGCAGAGCUCAUCAAGAUACACCAGCAAUCGCUCGUACGCACCGCCCAUUCCCCGGCUGCCCUGCGCGACCGCGAUGUCGUUCUGCACAUCUGGCGGCACCACGGCCUUCGGGGCUUCUACCGCGGCAUCGGCGCGACCGCCCUCCGCGACGUCGGAUAUGGCGCCUACUUCGCAGCAUACGAGGCCACCCUGCGCUACUGGCCGCGCCCGUACUCUGCCUCCGCAGACGCGGGAGGCUCGAAGCUCGAGAACCACUCGCUCGCCGCGCUACUCACCGCGGGCGGGACAGCGGGCGUCGCGGGCUGGAUCGUCACCUUCCCAUUCGACGUCGUCAAGACGCGCAUGCAGACCACUGCGGCGGGCGCGCCGAACAACCCGUACCGCACGAUGUGGUCGACGAUAGUCGCCUCGUACCGCGCGGAGGGUCUGGGCGUGUUCUUCCGCGGGCUCGCGCCGACACUCAUACGAGCUAUACCUGUUAAUAUGGUGACGUUUACGACCUACGAGGCCGUCGUUCACCUGUGCACGUAGCGCCAUUUGUACCGUACGUCUUUAUGUUGUCAUAAUAACGCCCAGCUCGAACUUCGCCUUCGUGCAUUUGAGCUGCAACCACGUAAUCAUACAAAACUGGGACAGGACGAUU
Molecule: messenger RNA, 1030 nt
Organism: Trametes versicolor FP-101664 SS1
Lineage: Eukaryota; Fungi; Basidiomycota; Agaricomycetes; Polyporales; Polyporaceae
Product: mitochondrial carrier
Exons: 7
Coding region: 1-918 (305 amino acids)
Biological process (GO): transmembrane transport
Molecular function (GO): transmembrane transporter activity
Source: RefSeq, a predicted model, not a curated record